AUGCUCUCCCCUUCUCUUCCAUCUCAUCCCUUAAAAUAUCAAAACAUCCAUCCACUUCAUUUUCUAGCAAAAACCAGGUAGCUAAUUGUGUUACGCAACUCUGAUGUUUAAAUCACUCCAAAUUUAUAUGUUUCUCUUGUAUUUUAAGCUACACCAGCUACCUAAAGCAUAAUUUAGUGGUUUCUUUUUUUUAUGGCUUGUGGGUUUGUCUCAUCUUUUCUCCAUCAUUGCAUUCUCUCUCUCUCUCUCUCUCUCUCUCUCUCUCAUUAUUGCACUUUAAACAAUAAACUUCAAGACUUUUAUGUUCUUCACAUAUCCAAGUUAAGAAAUAAUAUCAUACCUGGGGUUCAGAGGAAUUGCUAGAAGAACCUCUGAUGACGACAAUCGGAAUCCACAAGCCUGCCUUCCUGAUGCCUGCUUGCUAUGGAGCCACGAAUCAUCAAAACUAUCCAAGAAUUUCCACCCCAAAGAUGAUCACAAUGUCAGUUUCUGCUAUUUCAGAUUUCCUUUGUAUCAGCAAGUCUUCUCUGGCCAAUAAUAAGCUUCUGCAAAUAAACAGGAUAAUGAGUUCAGGAUCUUCACAGGGCAUAAAGAAAGAAGAAAUAUCAGUACAGCUUCAGAAAAACUCGGGUUAUCAGCUACAACCUACAAGUCAGACCCAUCUUCAACUUGACUGUCUGCAACAGGUUGAUCAAAUAUUUGUUCAAGACAAGAAACAUGAGUUUGGGCAGUUUGUUGCACGUGAGGCGAUGCUUGAUGAAGAAUAUUGGACAGCGGCAUGGCUGCGGGCAGAAACACACUGGGAAGAUAGGAAAGAUGAUCGAUUUGCUGAUAGCUACAAAAGGAAAUUUACAGAGCAGGAGUUUAAUGCACUAAAACGGCAGUGCAAAACCAAACCUGGACAAAAAAGUGCCUGCAUUGUUACGGUAAAGAAAGAACAUGGGAGUGAGAGACAUACUGUACUGAAGAGCAUAGUUGGAACCCUCGAUGUCAGCAUCCGACCCUUCUUGCAUGGAGAGACUUUUCCUGGGGAAAAAGUGAAAGCACCUAUAUUUUACAGUACAAAGAGAAAAGAGCCAAAAAAUCAAUAUGGUUAUAUCGCAAACUUAUGUGUAGCCAAAUCAGCUCGUCGGCAGGGUAUUGCAAGAAACAUGUUACAUUUUGCCAUUGAGUCUGCCAUAUCAGAUGGUGCAGAACAAGUGUAUGUGUAUGUAAACAGGAACAACAUAGCUGCACAGGAAUUGUACCAAAAGAUAGGAUUCAAGGUGGUUGAUCGGGCCAGCCCACAAUUAUCAAGAGAUAAAACGUACUUGCUUUGCUACAGAGCAUAAUACAUGAACACAUUCCUGUAUCAUGGAAAAGAACCCAAUGACAAACAACAAAAAAGGUUCUGAAUACUGUAAAAAUGUACAUCACUUUACAUAGUUUAAACAGAUGAAUAGUUCUGCCUC
Molecule: messenger RNA, 1451 nt
Organism: Cynara cardunculus var. scolymus (artichoke)
Lineage: Eukaryota; Viridiplantae; Streptophyta; Magnoliopsida; Asterales; Asteraceae
Exons: 9
Coding region: 375-1331 (318 amino acids)
Molecular function (GO): acyltransferase activity, transferring groups other than amino-acyl groups
Source: RefSeq, a predicted model, not a curated record